CACAAUUAUUGCAGUAUUCAGUGCAUAUGUAAUCUACUGCCACAAUUUUACAAAAAUUAUUAAAUUAUUAAUUUACAUGUAUUUAUCGUUAUUAUAUCUUCUUGUUCUUUUUAAUAUAAACCAAUUAAUUUGUUAUGAUCCCUUGGAUCCAUUUAACAUAUUCAAAGAGAUGGGCCGUUUGACACAAAUGUGCUUAGAUUUGACAUGUACAAAUUUGAACGAUUUGAAAAUUGCAAAUGGACUGGAAAGUGACCUCAGAAAAGAUGUCAAUUGCUUGCGAAUGUGUUUAUUCUUACACGCUAAAGAGUCAUCAAAUCCGGAUUUGAACGAGAAUUUUGUGGACUACAAACGUAAUGAGAAGGCAAUACAAAGAAAUGAAUGCAUCGGGUUUUGAACUCAAACGCAAAUUAAUAAAACCGUGUUAUUAAAAUCGUACUGAGAAAUGACUGAGUUGGUUUAAAAUAAAAGAUGAUCUUAGACGGAA
Molecule: messenger RNA, 484 nt
Organism: Zeugodacus cucurbitae (melon fly)
Lineage: Eukaryota; Metazoa; Arthropoda; Insecta; Diptera; Tephritidae
Exons: 3
Coding region: 77-394 (105 amino acids)
Source: RefSeq, a predicted model, not a curated record